Messenger RNA from Rosa rugosa (rugosa rose), 1152 nucleotides. Its product is annotated as probable F-actin-capping protein subunit beta. Bases 161 to 928 code for a protein of 255 amino acids. The record is from RefSeq and is a predicted model, not a curated record. NCBI's taxonomy places the organism in Eukaryota, Viridiplantae, Streptophyta, Magnoliopsida, Rosales, Rosaceae. The transcript has 8 exons. Gene Ontology annotation, cellular component: cytoplasm; F-actin capping protein complex. Gene Ontology annotation, molecular function: actin filament binding. Gene Ontology annotation, biological process: actin cytoskeleton organization; cell morphogenesis; barbed-end actin filament capping.
AACAAGGCGCCUCUUUUGGUCGUGAGAAUGAGUUGUCAAAUAUCCAACCCAAACAAGCAGAGAGAAUGAAUUAAAAUACAGAGAAUAAAUAUCAAUCAAUCCAGACAGUUAUAACUGAGACCGAGACAGAGAAAAAAAAAAGAAGAAGAAGAAAUUGAAAAUGGAAGCAGCGAUGGGUUUGAUGCGAAGAAUGCCUCCCAAGCACAUCGACACCGCUCUCUCCGCGCUCCUCUCUCUUCUUCCCCAGCACUCCUCUGAUCUUCUCUCUCAAGUCGAUCAGCCACUCCAGGUUUUGUGCGAUGCCGAGUACGGCAAGGAGUUCAUUUUGUGCGAAUACAAUAGAGAUGCAGACUCCUACAGAUCACCUUGGUCAAAUGUAUAUCAUCCACCGUUGGAAGAUGGCAGCCUCCCAUCUGCGGAGUUGAGGCAACUUGAAAUUGAAGCAAACGACAUCUUUGCCGUUUAUCGUGACCAGUAUUAUGAGGGUGGCAUUUCGUCAGUUUAUAUGUGGGAGGAUGAUAAUGAAGGCUUCGUAGGCUGCUUUUUAAUAAAGAAAGAUGGCUCCAAGACUGGGCAAGGUCGGAGAGGUUAUCUGCAGGAGGGGGCAUGGGAUGCUAUACAUGUUAUUGAGGUGGGUCCAGAGGAGGAAGGAACAACCAAUUACCGUUUAACCAGCACUGUAAUGCUAUCUUUGACUACCGAUAAUGAGUCAUCUGGCACAUUCAGUUUGUCUGGAUCAAUUAGAAGACAGAUGAACAUGCGGCUCUCAGUUCAAGAAGGCCAUCUGUGUAAUAUGGGAAAAAUGAUAGAAGAAAUGGAGAGUAAGCUGCGAAACUCACUGGAUCAGGUUUACUUUGGGAAGACGAAAGAAAUGGUUUGCACUCUAAGACCACCAGCUGAAGUUGUGAUGAGACUGCCUGACAGCUGAGGUGGCAUUCUAUGGCCUAUCGCAAUAGAGAGACCACCAUAUGCUUCUUCUCAUAUUUGCUUGACAGUGUGAUUAGCAAUAUUUUUGUUUGUGUGUACUUGGUAUGUUAUACUUUCUGAAAUGUUCUUCCCUUUGUAUUUGGUAUCUUAGAGUCACUCUGCUACUUCACAGUUGAGAUGUCUGGUUUGUCAAUUGAAAGCACCUCAUGGAUUUUUCAUUCUUCA